Molecule: messenger RNA, 1092 nt
Organism: Exaiptasia diaphana
Lineage: Eukaryota; Metazoa; Cnidaria; Anthozoa; Actiniaria; Aiptasiidae
Product: 2-hydroxyacylsphingosine 1-beta-galactosyltransferase-like
Exons: 5
Coding region: 1-942 (313 amino acids)
Molecular function (GO): UDP-glycosyltransferase activity
Source: RefSeq, a predicted model, not a curated record
AUGGCGUCUCUGCUAAAACUUGAUUUCAUUUUUCGAGGAUUUCGAGAUUUGAAACUAAAAUACAGAAUCAAGCCAGAGAAAAGUUAUUUUGAAUCCUACCAAGACAAAGAGUUGACGCUACUUCUAGCGGACUUUGCUUAUAAUCAUGCUCAGCCAAUCAGACCAGAUUACAAGAUUGUAGGACCAAUAAACAUUCAGCCUGUCCAGCCACUACCAGCUGAUCUUCAACAGAUGAUUGACAGCUCUGGUGAUGACGGAGCCAUUAUCGUGUCUUUUGGAUCCAAUGUGGCUUCAGUGUUGGAUAAAGACAAAGUUGACAUCAUGGCUGAGGCCUUUGGUAGAUUGAAACAGAAAGUGUUUUGGAGACUAAAAGGAUACAUCCCAUCAUCAUUGAAUGAUAACAUAAAGGUUGUUGAUUGGCUGCCACAGAAUGACUUACUUGCCCAUGAGAAAUUGCGAGCGUUUGUCUCUCAUUCUGGUUUGAACAGUCUCUGUGAAUCACUGUACCGUGGGGUUCCUGUGGUUUCUAUGCCCAUAUAUGGGGACCAGUUUGAAAAUGCACUUCGAUUGCAAGAGAGAGGUGUUGCACUCAUUGCUGACUACAAAACAUUCACUGCUGACGAUCUAUGCAGUAAGAUACAAAGAGUUAUCAACGAACCAAGUUUUCUAGAAAAUGCACAACGGUUUUCACGUCUGCUGAGUGACCGCCCACGAAGCCCGGUCCAGGAGGCUGGUGACUGGAUAGAGUACACCCUUAGACACGAGAGUCUCGCACAUCUACGUCCGUACUCCACUCAACUUCCCUGGUACCAGUAUUUCCUGGUAGAUGUAGCAGUGUUCCUGGUCUUGGUAGUUUUGGUGGUGAUUAUGGUGAUAAAGUACACAGUUCGAUUAAURUGCUGGGUUUGCUGUCGACGAGACAGGAAACAAAAAACACACUAAGAACUUAAUUUUAAGCAAGGAUAUGUAACUCGUACACAUGACCAUCUGUAAUCAUAGGAAGUUAUUGAGUCGAAACAGUGUGACUUCUAGUUGSUUAUAAAAUGCUCAUUUAAGCCAGUCUUACUUAGAAGAAUUCAAAUAAAUGUUUGU